AUGACUUCCUCAGAGGUUCCCAUGGUAACUAGUGCCAUGGCUGCUCCUACAAGAGAUCCGUCAGCUGUCAUUGAUACUGCAGCACACAUCCAGGAAACAAUGGCAGCCCUGGAUGAGAACCAGCCAUUCUAUACCAAACAGGGAGAGAACUUCAUGUGUAAUCUCUGUGACAAGUCAUUUAAUUACAAAAACGGUUUGAUCAGGCAUUUGAGGUUGACACAUGGAAAAGAAAAACCAUUUGAAUGCAAUAUUUGUCACAGAAGAUUUGGCUACAAGAAUAUCCUGAUGGAACAUCAAAACAUCCAUUUUGGCAUAAAACCAUAUGCUUGUAAUCUUUGUGACAAACGGUUUGCAGCAAGAUCUAAUCUGGUUCAACACAAGUUAGUACACAGGAAACCAUUUUCUUGUACAAUCUGUACAAAACGGUUUGAUAAACCCGAACAACUUCAGAGGCAUCUGCUGGGUCACCCUGGUGGAGUAUUGAGCUGCAACCUUUGCUCUUUCUCCACCACAAACCAGCUGUCCCUGAAUGACCACAUACAGAAGAACCAUCCACCUCAGGUCAUGGAUACAAAGGAUAAACAUUCCUCAAACUUUGACACAUCGUCCAUUGAAAAUUCAGGUUUCACUCAACAAAAGGGGACAUUACCUCAGUUUGGUGUUGCUUUUAACUUCUCCAAGAUGAAGUCACCAAGUCAGCAAAUGAAAACCCCUUCACCGAGUCAUUCAGGGAGCAGUAGUCCCAUGGUAUCGUCUAGUCCAGGAAAUGACCUGGGUGUUGAUAGUAUUCGUCGUAUUGACAGUAUAUGUGCCAACCUGGCAUCACGCAAUCCAUCCGUUCUCUCUCAGGGAGACAUCAGUGGUCUCUCACAUGGCAUUAAUGUCAAACAGGAACCGCAGUCUCCUUGUUCUGACUCUGCUGACUCCGCCCAUUUCAUGAACCCAGGCUUGAGCACUCCAUUUGGACACAACAUGAGUAUGAAUCACCUAAACCAACAGCGUAUGCAAAUGGGUGGAUACUCGGGUCAGUUUGGUUCAAGUGGGGGCAGUCAUCGUGGCCGAAGUCAAAGUACUGAUAAUGCUGUGUUAGCUUCUGCAGUAAUCAAUGUUGAAUCGACACAACCUGGGUCUGUGAGGCACAAUGGUGGCCAAACAAAAGAGGCUGCUGAUUCCACCAGCAAUGUGUCGGAGGUACUCUCCAUGCUGCAGACUCUUGCACGACGCUCAGAGGAAGAAGGCCCGGGAAAAUUUCCUCAAAUUUCCAUUACUAUCAGCCAUCCAAAAAAUAAUGUUGACAAAGCUACACAGUUUACACAACACAAUCCCAGUGCACCAAACCUACAGGACACCUUGGCUUAUUACGAGGCUCAGGGCAAGAUAUACAGGUGUCAACAUUGCCGUAUUCUGUUUGAGGAACGUGGGUUGUAUUUUCUGCAUGUGGCUCUUCAUGGCUCUCCAAAUCCUUGGGAGUGUAGCAUCUGUCAUACUGUAUUUGCUGACAGAAAUGACUUUCAUCUUCACUUGAUUAAUCAACAGCAUUGUCAUGGUACUGUGUAGCACCAUUGGACAUAGUUCUAGUAUCACUACUGUUUAUUUAACUUGUACUGUAUAAAUUAUCUUGUUACUGGCCUGUACUGUCCUACAGCGUUAAUGUUACUAGACACAUUUCUUUCACUGUAUUGAUAUUCUUAUUUAAUGAUGUCAUACA
Ylistrum balloti is the source of this 1708-nucleotide messenger RNA. RefSeq names its product zinc finger protein 271-like. The record is from RefSeq and is a predicted model, not a curated record. The transcript has a single exon. The coding region runs from base 1 to 1557 and encodes 518 amino acids. NCBI's taxonomy places the organism in Eukaryota, Metazoa, Mollusca, Bivalvia, Pectinida, Pectinidae.